AUGGUCAGCUUUCGGUAUGGCCGACAACUGGCAAUUAGUAUUGGGUCUCUUGAUAUUGCUCACGACCUGAUGAGCAAGCGAGGUGCCAUCUACAGCUCCCGUCCGCGAUUCAAUAUUGCAUCCGAGAUGACUAGCGGACUGAACUCAGCCAUCAUGCCAUAUGGCAAGCAGUGGCAGAACCAACAUCAUAUUAUGAAUUCCAUACUUGACACCAGCGCGGUUAAUCGAUAUCGCGUUCUAGAGGACAUGGAGAGCAAACAAACACUUUUCGACCUUUUGGCAGCAAGCGACUUUGAAAGCAACAUAUCUCGCUACGCUGGCAGUAUCGUCAUGACACUGGGGUAUGGUAUCCGGUUGGAACACAUAAGUAACGAAAUCCCCGGAAAACUUCUGCAGAUCAACGCAAAUCCUUUCGACGCUAUUGGCAAUGUCUACUAUCAGGUGGUAGAACUUUUUCCUUUUCUCGAUCGACUACCUUCCUUUUUGGCCCCCUGGAAGCGGAGAUGUGCUGAUGUAGAACGACAAACCACUGAGUUCCACAUGAAACACCUCCAGAUAGCUAGGUCAACAUCGACCUGGAACUGGGUCCAGGACGCCUUGCAGACCAAGGCUGGGUCUCAGGUUUCGUCCAAAGAACUUGCCUAUAUCAUCGGGACGCUUGAACAAGCUGGUUUUGAAGCCAUUCUUACAGUUCUGCGUUUGCUGAUAAAGGUCAUUGUUCUGCACCCACAUUGCUUGCAGGAAGCGCAGCGCCAGCUUGACCAAGUUGUUGGACCAGAUCGGCUUCCAUCAUUUGAAGAUCUUCCCCAAUUGCCUUAUAUUAGCGCAAUGAUAAAUGAGGUCAUGCGCUGGCAGCCACCGACUCCAUUUGCAAUUCCUCAUGCCACGACCGAGGACGACGAAUACAUGGGUUACCAUAUCCCCAAGGGUACAGUCAUUAUCCCAAAUAUUUGGGUCAUGUCUUUCGACCAGGAAAUUUUCCCCGAUCCACAUGAAUUCAAACCGGAGAGAUGGAUUCAGAAUUCAAAACUCGAACAUAGUCCGUUUGGAUUUGGACGAAGAAUCUGCUCAGGGCAGCACCUAGGGUGGAAUAGCAUUUCCAUCCUCAUGGCUCGACUGAUGUGGGCAUACAAUAUCACCUAUGCGUACAAGGACGGGAAACGAAUUGACAUAGAUCCAUGGGACAUAAAACUCACAUUUACUGCCUCGUCACGGCCAUUUGAUGCCUCAUUCCAAGUCCGAAGCCCGGAGAAGCAGGGGAUCAUAAAAAGAGAGUGGGAAAAUGUUUGCAAAGAUCCGGUUCAGAUAUUGGAGGAAAUUCGCCCAAAAAAAAGCCAUGUGAGGUUGGGUGUUCGUGACUGGAGACUUUCGGUGUUUACAAAAGGAUUAUGGUGUCUUGUUCCUUUCAAUCUGCGCAAAGUAAGAGAUCGAAGGCCGCUCAGCUAA
Messenger RNA from Penicillium daleae, 1446 nucleotides. Its product is annotated as cytochrome P450. The record is from RefSeq and is a predicted model, not a curated record. Lineage: Eukaryota; Fungi; Ascomycota; Eurotiomycetes; Eurotiales; Aspergillaceae. The transcript has a single exon. The coding region runs from base 1 to 1446 and encodes 481 amino acids. Gene Ontology annotation, molecular function: monooxygenase activity; iron ion binding; oxidoreductase activity, acting on paired donors, with incorporation or reduction of molecular oxygen.